AUGGGAGAAAUUGGAGCCAAGCGUUGGAACUUUGGGGCCAAUGAGGUGGUUGAAGAUGCAUGCUCUCAGACUGUCCGUGAUUUCCUGAACCUCCUCGUUGAUAAUCUUGACCGCAAUGACGCCAGACCAGUCAUCCCUCUUGGACUCGGCGACCCUUCUCCCUUCCCUUCCUUCCGUACCGAUCCGGCCGCGGUCGAAGCCGUCUGCGAGGCUCUCCGUUCCUCAAAGUUUAACCACUAUCCUUCUCUUUCUGGCCUUCCUCUCACUAGGAAGGCUGUUGCAGAGUACCUCUCCCGCGAUCUCUCUUACCAUAUCUCUCCAGAUGAUGUUCAUCUCACAGUUGGUUGUCAUCAAGCCAUUGAGAUCUUGAUCUCAACACUCGCCGUUCCUGGUGCCAACAUUCUGCUGCCUAGGCCCACUUACCCGAUGUACGAUUCCCGAGCAUCUUUAAGCCAGCUCGAGAUCCGUCGCUACGACCUCCUUCCGGAAAAUGGUUGGGAGGUUGAUCUCAAUGCAAUUGAAGCUCUUGCAGAUGACAAAACCGUUGCUCUGGUUCUUAUCAACCCCUGCAAUCCUUGCGGAAACGUUUUUUUGCGUCAACAUCUGCAAAAGAUUGCAGAGACUGCUUCCAAGCUUGGAAUACUUGUGAUCGCAGACGAGGUCUAUAAGGAUAUUGUGUUUGGAGACAAGCCAUUUGUGUCCAUGGCGGAGUUUGCAGAGAUUGUGCCAGUGAUGAUGUUAGGAGCAAUAUCCAAGAGAUGGUUCGUUCCUGGCUGGAGAUUUGGUUGGAUGGUGACUCUUGACCCUCAUAACAUCAUGAAAGAUUCUGGUCUUGUUGGGAGUCUUGUCAAUGUCCUCAACAUGUCGACCGAUACCACGACUUUUAUUCAGGGCGCAAUUCCUGAUAUCAUUGGGAAGACAAAAGAGGAGUUCUUCUCAUCGAAACUCGGAACUCUAAGAGAAUGUGCAGAGACUUGUUACGAGGAGAUCAAGAAGAUCCCUUGCAUCACUUGCCCUUACAAACCUGAGGGGUCAAUGUUCACGAUGGUCAAGUUAGAUCUUUCGAUGCUUGAAGAUAUAAGCGAUGAUUUGGAAUUCUGUUGCAAGUUGGCUAAAGAGGAAUCUUUGAUCAUCCUACCAGGUCGAGCUGUUGCGCUUAAGAACUGGCUACGCAUCACUUUUGCGGUUGAGCUCGAGGUUCUUAGAGAUGGGUUUGUCAGGCUAAACAACUUUGCUCAGAGACACUCCAAGAAGAAGACAUAA
Messenger RNA from Arabis nemorensis, 1263 nucleotides. NCBI's taxonomy places the organism in Eukaryota, Viridiplantae, Streptophyta, Magnoliopsida, Brassicales, Brassicaceae. The record is from the annotation of a GenBank genome assembly.